Messenger RNA from Scomber scombrus (Atlantic mackerel), 2029 nucleotides. RefSeq names its product family with sequence similarity 151 member B (gene fam151b). The transcript has 6 exons. Bases 147 to 1016 code for a protein of 289 amino acids. NCBI's taxonomy places the organism in Eukaryota, Metazoa, Chordata, Actinopteri, Scombriformes, Scombridae. The record is from RefSeq and is a predicted model, not a curated record.
GAUGGCGGACAGGAGACGAUACGGAGAUUGACAGAUGUAUUUAACAACACGAGUCCUUUUCUAACAUAUUUAUACAUUCAUACACCAGUCAGCAGUGACAGAGAUACAUACCUGCUUGUUACCAACCGGAACAAUGAAGCUGAAACAUGAAGAAGUUUAGCGUCCGUAGUGUUAUCUUGAUUUUAACCGUGUGUUUGGUAGUUUACACAGUGAGGACUAUAAAUGACAGGAUGUGUGAGCAGACUCUGGACUAUUUAGUGUCUCGGGGUGAGAUAGAGAAGAGGGACGCUGCUCAGGUGAGAUGGUCUCAUGCUGUAAACAGCAGGAGCAGCCUGAAGGAGGCGCUCACAGGUCCCACUCAUAUGUUAGAAGCUGACAUAAUUAUGAGAGGUCAUGACCCCAAAGAGCCAAUCAUGGCACAUCCUCCUGAGACAGACAGUGACAUCACACUGAAGGAGUGGCUGGAAGGAGUUAAGGUGCACAACAAGGGGAUAAAACUUGACUUCAAGAGUCUGGAGGCGGUGCCCCCCUCUGUGGCUCUGCUGCAGGAAGUGCUGGCUGAACCCAGCUGUCCUGUAUGGAUCAACGCAGAUGUCCUUCCUGGUCCUGGAGGACAGGCCACACCUCUGGAGCCUCAGGCCUUCCUGGCUGCUGUGGGGAAUCUUCCAUGUGACACUGUGCUGUCUCUGGGCUGGACAACAGGGUGGACUGCUGGUACAGAUAACCCAGGCUACAGCUGGAGUAUGGUGCAUGAGAUGGAGGAGAUAUGUAGAUCACUGAAACAUCCCGUCACCUUCCCAGUGCGUGCAGCCCUCCUGAACCAGUCACACUCCCAGCUCACAUGGCUGCUGCAGCAGUCAGACAGGUACACUCUCACUGUGUGGACUGGCCAGCAGGACGAGUUGACACUACAGGAGUUACUACCCUACAGAAAAGAGUUGGACAUCAGCAGGAUCUAUUACGACCUGCCUGACUUCAUAAGGACAGAGCUCACUAAAAUUUCCAGUUUAGUUUGAUAUGAUGUAGUGGUGCAUGGUCAGGCUCCUGUGGCUGAUCUACUACACCCUUACUUAUCAACUCACUCUCAGGUCAAAUAUGCUACACUUGCUGUCUUGCAGGGUUCCAGCGGAUCCUUAAAAAGUCUUAAAAUGUCUUCAGUUUAGUUUUUUAUAUUGAAGGUCUAAAAUGUGUAGAGUUGUAAUUGUUAAGGUGGACCAUCAAUUCUUAUUGUAGUGACAAUCUCAUCAUAAUUUGUUUUUGUUUUCUUUUUUAAGACAAACAGAAAUACAGAAAGUGUAUAUGAAUUCUUUAGCUUUUUUUUACGAGCAUGUAAAACUCUUUACUCCCACUAUCAGACUGAUGCUGCAGGGGUGUGGGUCAUGUAUGUAGGCUGCAGCUACAGUGUAAAUGAUUAAGGUGAAACUAAGGGUCCUGGCACCACUCAGAUAGAUAAGUAUAAUAUUAACUCUAAUUGUGGCAUAAAAUGGUCUUAAAAUGACAAUAAUAUCAUUUACCACAAUUAUUUCUGAGACAAUAUAUCAUCCAACAGAAGUAGUUAUGGUGACAGGUCUAUGCAUCCUUACAGUCUGCUGAUUCUGUGGAUUUCUUUAUAGCAGCUAAAUACACAUCCGUUUGUGUAACCUGUAUGCAACGUAUGAGUAUCAGUGUUUUUUAGUUAGUUUUUUUCAUUGUUUUAGAUGUGAACUUCUCAAUCUUGUAUACAGUAUCUUGGGUGGUCACUUCAUCUACUGUGUGUUAGUUAUUUUUGUAUGUGUACUAUGCCUUGUAAAGCACUUUGUGACCUAUGUCUAUGAGAAGCGCUAUACAAAUAAAAUUGACUUACCUACAUACUUUAUUAAUCCAUCCAAUAAUUGUAAGUGGGAAUGAGUGAGACAUUGCCAUGCCUAGAGUCAUGCUGCUAGCAUGGUUAAAAUAUAGAACUUACUUACAAAGACAUUUCUAUCUCUCUAAACCUAGCAGAUGUUAUAAAUCAUGACAUGGUAUAUCAUAUAUCUUAUAGGGCCCAAUG